Messenger RNA from Colius striatus (speckled mousebird), 9585 nucleotides. It is a transcript of the gene PDPR, whose product is annotated as pyruvate dehydrogenase phosphatase regulatory subunit. The transcript has 18 exons. Bases 120 to 2759 code for a protein of 879 amino acids. Gene Ontology annotation, cellular component: mitochondrial matrix; mitochondrion; cytoplasm. The record is from RefSeq and is a predicted model, not a curated record. Gene Ontology annotation, molecular function: oxidoreductase activity; protein binding. Lineage: Eukaryota; Metazoa; Chordata; Aves; Coliiformes; Coliidae.
GCCGCAAAGCGCGGAAGGUCAGCCGGGCCUCCGCCGGGCCUCAGCCGCGCAGAAGGAGCAGGACUGAGGCGAGGUGUGACCAGGGCCCAGGUGGGGCUGUAGUAGCACUGACAGCCAGGAUGUUCCUGCGCUUGCUGUCGGAUGUCCGGUGGUGGGCGGCCGACCCCAGAUGGAGGAGAGCGACCUGCUGCUGCCGCAGCGCGUCCAGCGCCGCAGAGCCUCACGCGCUGCCCUUGCCGGCGCAGGCACAGGUUGUCAUCUGUGGUGGUGGAAUCAUGGGCACCUCCGUGGCGUAUCACCUCUCGAAGAUGGGCUGGAAGGAUAUAGUCUUGCUUGAGCAGGGCAGGUUGGCUGCUGGAACCACUCGCUUCUGUGCUGGAAUUGUGAGCACAGCCAGGCACGUGUCCAUAGAGCUGAAGAUGGCAGACUAUUCAAACAAGCUCUACCAGCAGCUGGAAGAAGAGACAGGAGUGAAAACAGGGUACACGAAGACGGGCUCUAUUUCCCUGGCGCAGACGCAGGACCGGCUCAUCUCGCUGAGGCGCAUUGCGUCAGCGCUCAGUGUAAUGGGGAUACCUUGUGAAAUCAUCACCCCCAAGCAAGUGGCACAGCUCCACCCACUGAUCAACAUCCAUGACCUCGUGGGGGCCAUGUAUGUGCCGGAAGAUGCGCUUGUGUCAUCAGCCAACGUGAGCCUGGCACUGGCAACGGCUGCCUCCCAGAACGGUGUGCAGAUCCACGAGCGGACCAGCGUCAGCCACAUCUCGGUGCAGAAGGGCCGCGUGGCCGCCGUCGGCACCGACCGAGGACAGAUCCAGUGUCAGUACUUCGUCAACUGUGCUGGCCAGUGGGCCUAUGAGUUGGGCCACUCUGGGGAGGAACCAGUCAACAUCCCACUCCAUGCCUGUGAACAUUUCUACCUCCUGACACAUCCUUUGAAGGAACCUCUGGCAAGCAACUUACCCACUAUUGUAGACCCGGAUGGCAGGAUCUACAUCCGCAACUGGCAAGGGGGCAUCCUCUCAGGAGGCUUUGAGAAAAACCCCAAACCCCUCUUCACGGAGGGACGGAACCAGCUGGAGAUUCACAACCUUCAAGAAGACUGGGAUCACUUUGAGCCACUUCUGAGUGCCCUCCUGCGCAGGAUGCCGGAUCUGGAGGCUCUGCAGAUCAUGCAGUUGGUGAACUGCCCCGAGUCCUUCACUCCAGACAUGCGGUGCAUCAUGGGCGAGUCGCCCACCGUGCGCGGCUACUUCGUCCUGGCCGGCAUGAACUCAGCCGGUAUCUCAUAUGGUGGGGGAGCAGGCAAGUACCUGGCUGAGUGGAUGGUCAAUGGGUACCCGUCAGAAAACGUCUGGCCUCUGGAUUUGAAACGCUUCGGUGCCCUCCAGAGCAGCCGCACUUUCCUGCGGCACCGCGUGAUGGAAGUGAUGCCCCUCAUGUGUGACCUGAAGGUUCCCCGCUGGGACUUCCAGACGGGCAGGCAGCUGCGUACCUCGCCCUUGUACGACCGGCUGGAUGCACAGGGAGCCAGGUGGAUGGAGAAGCAUGGGUUUGAGAGAGUCAAGUACUUUGUCCCACCUGGGAAAGAUCUGCUGGAUCUGGAUCAGAGCAAAACCUUUUACAAGCCAGACUGGUUUGAUAUUGUGGGUUCUGAAGUCAAGUGCUGUAAGGAGGCAGUUUGUGUCAUUGACAUGUCAUCUUUUACCAAGUUUGAAAUAAGUUCCACAGGAGACCAGGCCCUGGAGAGCCUCCAGUAUCUCUUCUCAAACGACCUGGAUGUGCCAGUGGGGCACGUGGUGCACACGGGCAUGCUCAACGAGAAGGGAGGCUACGAGAACGACUGCAGCAUAGCACGGCUCAGCAAACGCAGCUUCUUCAUGAUUUCCCCUACUGACCAACAAGUCCAUUGCUGGGCCUGGCUGAAGAACCACUUGCCUGAUGACAGCAACCUUACUGUGGAAGAUGUGACCUGGAAGUACACAGCUCUCAACCUCAUCGGCCCCCGUGCUGUGGAUGUCUUGUCAGAGCUGUCAUAUGCCCCUAUGACUCCAGAACACUUUCCCUCUCUCUUUUGCAAGGAGAUGAGCGUGGGCUACGCUAACGGCAUCCGUGUGAUGAGCAUCACGCACACGGGAGAGCCCGGAUUCAUGCUGUAUAUCCCCAUAGAGUAUGCCCUUCAUGUGUACAACGAGGUGAUGAACAUGGGGCAGAAGUACGGGAUUCGGAACGCCGGUUACUACGCCCUCCGCAGCCUGCGCAUUGAGAAGUUCUUUGCCUUCUGGGGUCAGGAUCUGGAUGCUUAUACCACUCCUAUGGAGUGUGGACGCGAGUUCCAGGUCAAACUGGAGAAGGGAACGCAGUUUGUGGGCCAGGAGGCACUGCUGGAACAGAAGCAGCACGGUGUGUACAAGCGCUUCACCAUGUUCAUUCUGGAGGACCACGACACAGACCUGGACCUGUGGCCAUGGUGGGGUGAGCCCAUCUACCGCAACGGCCGCUACGUGGGCAAGACCACCAGCAGCGCCUACAGCUACACGCUGGAGCGCCACGUCUGCCUGGGCUUCGUGCAGCACUUCCACGAGGAGACCGGGCAACGACUGGUGGUGACCACUGACUUCAUCAACCAGGGCGAGUACGAGAUCGACAUCGCCGGGCAGCGCUUCCAGGCCAAAGCCAAGCUCUACCCCUUCAGCUCCCUCUUCGCGCAGCGGCGCCGCAAGGACGAGGUGGAACUGAGCAGCUACCAGAGGGAGUAGUGCUGACCCCACACCAUUCUUCUCCCACCAUCUUCCAGUCCUUUCUCUUCACCCCAUAUAGUUCUUUCUUUUCCUUUCUUGUCUCGUGACUUCUAAACUCUGUUUUUUCCAGCGUGUUACAUUUUGUACGUAUAAGAACUGUAGUUUGGGAGCUCUCCUGCUCCCGCCGUGUCCCUCCCCGUGCCGUGGCGGAUGGCUGCAGUGCUGAGCGUGCACCCAGAGGCCCGUGGGAAGCUGCCUGUGAGCAAAACCCACCUGGGAGCCCAGCCCUACCGUAAUGGGCAGGGUUUGGGUAAGCUCUGAGGACUUGCUUCCUUCCUGCCCUCUCCAGGUAGGGCCUGGGACAGCGGGUGUUGGUAGUUGGUGGCUGCGGUGACUUCGCCCUGCUCUCCACGUACCACCUUGCAGAGGGGUGGGUGCAUUGAUGCACGCAGCAAUAGGACAAUCAGCUACCUCACUGGCACGAGACAGAGUUGUGUGAGCAGCAGCCAAGAGGCAGGUUGUGGUGUGGCAAAGCUUGGUGCUGCCCCACUUUCUUGUUUUGCUGGGAUCUUUCCCCUAACAAGGAGUCAAGUAAGAUUCAAUUGUCAGAUCAUUGAGGUGACAAUAGCACUGGUAAGUCUGUUGCUGGGGUUGGAUUUUCAGCAUGGGGUCACUGAAACUAAAUGGCCUAUAAGUGGAACAAUGAACACUGGUGUUUCACUGGUAGAAAGAAACGAGGUUUGGGGUGUUAUUGGCAAAAAUACUGACUUUACAAGGACAGAUGUUAGUGUUUAAUGUUAAUGGCAGUGUUGAAAUGCUUCUGUUUCAGCCCCACAGUGUACAUCUCUUUAGGGGUUUCCUUUGUUUAUGUGACUUGGGCAAGCUUGAAAUGAAACUUGUGUUGGUUUGAGGAGCUUGAGCAGCAGGAGGAGACAACACCUUGUGCUUCUAGCUGCCCCUGGUGACAUCUGAAAAAGAAACAGCAUUUCUCUCACCUUUUGGUGCUGGCAGUAUUGCAAGAAACACUGGGGUUUCUUCUGCUGGUGAGGAAACGUCUCAGCGACUCCAGCUGUUUUCCCCCUCCUAUCUAUUGCACUUCUUACUUCUCUCUCUUGUUAGUUCCUCAGCUGAAGGGAUUGAAUAGAGAGAGUGAAGGGAGUCAGCAGAGCUGUUUGCAUCGUGCUCCUCAUACAGAUGCUUCAGACAAUGCCUCUGGGAUUCAGCCCUUCAAGUGUCAGCAUGUGCUGAUUCCAACACUGAUGGCAGAUGCUGAAUUAUGUUGCACACCUUUAGAACUUCUUUUUCUUCUUCUCAUUGUGAGCACAAUCGAAAGCAAAGGUUCUCUUUAUGCACUUGGAAAAGAUCUGUUAAAUGUUUUCCCUGCCUCUGCCACCCGUGUGCUCAUCGUGGUCUUUCUGCUCCAGCCUCUUUCUGUCUGGAGUUCGAAUGCAACCUUGCACUGAUGUCUGCCCUGUGAGCCCUGAUGAACUCUUCUUUUUUGAUGUAGAACCCUUUUUGGGCACUUUAUUUCCCAGUUAAGUGGUGAGCCUCAGCAGUGUCGAUGUGAGCUCAUAACCUUGUCAUGUUCUUGCUUAGGUUUGCUUCUCUCUGCUGUAGUUGUGUCAGGUCGUGCCUUGGGUUGACUCUUUGGUCUACCAGUUUAUGGCCCAGGUGUUCUCAGCGUGCAAAAGGGAGUUGGGUGGCCCUAAGGCAGCAAAGGUGAAAGUCCAAAACCUUUCAAGCAGUUUGUCAGAGCAAGCUCCACCUUUCAGUGUGAUAUGGAAGAUGUGAAAGAGUCACAGGGUGUGAGAGAAUGAAGGCUUUCAACGUGUGGUGAAGCAGAUAUCCCUUCCUUAAGUGUGCUCUCCUUUGUGAGGGGGAAAUUCCUUUCUGGUGUCUGACCUCUUUGAGGGUCUCAAACUUACAUGGAUGUGCAAAGAUUGCCCAUUCUCUGAAGUGUAGUGACUGCAGCAGGGCAGCUCUUUGCAAUGUCACAGCUGAGGUGACCCUGCUUGGCUGCUGAAGACAGAGAUUGUAAUUUAUCCCAAGUUCCCCCAUUAUUGCUCUCUGGAUUGCAGUUUUGCCUGGUGUCUCAGGAUUAAUUGCUUGAGUGAAAGGUUCAUAGGGCAUCUAAUAACAGUUUAAAAUCCACUCUCCUCUGGCCUGUCUUUCCCAUACAGAGGGUACCGUGAUCCCAGUGCUGCUGUGCUGGAGGUCUGUGCUGAGGAGCAGCUCUGCUUUGCCAGCCUGUCACCUGGGAGCAGCGCUCCACCUCACUCACAAGCACUUUGACCCAUCCACUUGUCCCUCCCUUCGUGUUAUGGGGUGUUGCUGUGCCUGACAGAUCCAAGGACACAAGUCCAAGGAGAGAGUGUUGCAUGUGACACUUGGGCCAGCCCUUCUGAGGAGAGGUUAAUGCCCAUUUGUUGUGGCUGGUGAGACAACAACAGGAGAAAACAGAGCUAAAACUGCAGCUCCUGAAGAGAUCUUCACUCCAGCCCUUCUCUUUUCUCUGCAGGGUCAGAGUAAUGAAGACCAACUGGAAAGUUGGCAAUGUGCUGUCCUCUCCCAACCACUUGUUCCUGAAGCACCUUUUACGUUACAGCCAGGUUAUAUUCCUCCCUGUGACUAGUUUUUUCCCUAAUUUAUAGGUGCCUGUGAGUUCCUCAGACAACUUUUGGUACAGGUGUCUCUUCCCACAGCACUUCCCACAUUGCAGUUUAUGAGCUACCUUUGUGUGGCUGUGUCUGCCUCAGUUUAUUUUAUGUCUAAAUUUAUUGACUUUUCAAUAGCAAGAGAAGGGGAAAUAAUUUUCCAUCAUGCCAGUAGACACAGCAGCACUUUCUGCAAGGUUGUCAGAGAUGGGUGGUUUGAUAGGUGUCAUCUUGCAGCUCAUUAACACCUACUCUGGCUUUCCCCACUCUGAAUUCUGAUGCUUGAUGUGUAUCUAAACCUGUAGGCUUUAGACUGCUGUUGAAGCUUAGUCUAUUUGAUUUCUGGCAGCUAUUUUUAACCUUAUAAUGUUCAAGAAUAGUUUGCUUCCAGCAAGUUGAACACCCAUCAAUGGGGGGUGGUUGGAUAGCACCUUUGAAAACAGGACUGGGUACUGGGACUGGAAAAGGUCCUUCUGGUGUUGAGGUUUCUUCCAGAGGUAUUAAACAGUGAUGUAAGGCUCUAAUCCCUUUAUGUGAUGACUACAAGUAGAAUGCCUAAAAAAAGAAUGACAAAAUCAGUUGUAACCUUCAGUACACCUUCAAAUGAGAGAAUGGGAAAUGGGAUCAGGGAAGCUACUGUGGCACAGCCCUGUCAGAGGGGCCAAAGGAUGUGGGCUGCAAAAUUACCCACCAUGAUUCUCACUCAAAGCUGCUUUAAAAUGCUGUGUGCUGAGAGAGGCAGCUUGGUCUCCUCCUGUGUGGUGAGACUGCAAAGCUUGGCUGGGAAACACUGAGGCAGCCUCCCCUUCCUGUGCAGCACCAGGGGAACCAGCCCCGUCCUGCUGCUGCUCCGUGGGAGCAGCAGAGCCAUGAGCAGCUCCCUGGGCCUGGCACUCCAGGGAGGAACAGCCCUGGCCAUCCUGUUCAUACAGCCCCUGCACAACAAGCUGGCUGCCAGUAAUAUCAUCAUUGGGGGUAAGAAGGUUAAAGGCUGAGCAUAACGUUGUAGGAUGGACUUAGGCAGCGAGUCCACAGGCUUGUGCAGUUCACGUGUGCCAGGGCUGUCUGCAGCACAGGGCGCUGCAGUGGAGGUGGCACACACUGGGCAGCCUUGGCAGGGAUUUUCCAGGGGUGUGACACUGAAUGACUCUUGCUGCAUCCUUUCCUCAGUUCUCAUGUUUUGUUGAGUGAGUGCAGAUAGGCUUGAGUAGAAAGGCUAUUGGAGAGGGGAAGGGCUUUAUUGUUUAAUGAUCUGGGCACAGAAUUAAAGCUCUUAGGAGUGAUGUUUUCUAUUUCAGGAGAGCAUGUUGCAGUGGGUUUUCAUAUCUGUCUUUGCCAGACUUGGUUUCUUCUUGUUUUCUCUCUCCAUUUCUUCUGCUGACUCCAGUGUCCAAAUUUGAUCUGUGUUGUUGGACGGUUUCUUCUUAAUACCUUGUGGCAAGGAGGGGGGGCUCUGUGAGACUUCCACUGCGUCUCCAGGUCCUGGCAUGAACCUGGAUUCCUCCUUUCUGCUGUUGCAUUUGAGCUGCUGGCAAUGCUGUUGCUGUUCUGCAACACCUCCAGCUCCAGCCCGUGCUGCUGUAGGACCUCUUGUGCGUGAGGUUCUUCAUUCUAUUUGGUGCUUCAUCGGCUGAGCUGGGUUGGCUCUGGGUCAGUCUCUCUGCAGUGGUUCAGGCUCUUCAGCUUUUAGAUAGUGCAGAUACCAACAUCCACCCUCCCAGGCAGGUCUGUGGCCGCUGUAUAUUCCAUCAUUUCACCCUCUCCUCCCCAUGCCAGGGUUUUCCCACCCUCCUUAACACUCAUCUCCCUCUUACCUCUCUUUGACAAGUGGUGUCUGACUGCAAAGGUACAGCACCAACCUCACUAGCCAUCUGCUUCCAGGGGCCUUUAACCAAAAUGGUCACAAGUGGGGAGGAAACCUGUAAACUCAAGGUAGUUUCCAUGUUUGCCAAGGGGGGAAGGUGCUUGCAAGGGCAGAAGUCAUUCCUCUUUAAACUAGAACAACUUCACUGCUGCUGAUGUCCAAGCAAAGUGUUCACAGCCCUCUGGUUUGUCUUCCCUUUCCAUUUGUCUUCCUAAAUCAUUUCAUUACAACUCUUGGUUCAGGUUUAUCUCUGCCCAUCCCAGGAUGCUUUUCUGUGUUAAACUACCUUUUCCUUAGCUGAUCCCUUCCACUUUUAUAUGUGAAAAAGCAUUCAGUCACGGAGCAGGGCUUGGGGGAGGAGGGGUUCAUGCCAUCAGAUGCCUCCAGACUGUCUCUCAAAAUCAUUUCAAGUUUUUCUUUGCACUUUAAACUUUGGGUUGGCAUUGGGUUUGGAGUGUGUGUAGAGCCCUCACUCAGUGAGAGCAUCUGAGAGAGGAAAAGUAACCUGGAAAUGUUUGGGAAUGCCUUAAAGUGUUGGGGGAGGUGUUUAAACCCUGCUUCUGCCUGCUGGCUGGUUUUCUUGCUGAGUGCACAGCACAGGCAGGAACAUGGGCAGGGGGUUUUGGGGAAGCACUGGGCUUGGCUGUGGGCUGGGCUCAGCUGGGUGAGCCUGCCAGCCCUGGUCCAGCAUGGCUGGCUCUGCUGACACCUCCCCGUUUAUUUUCCCCCAGAAAUGGAUUUAUCCACCCUCUCACUCGUGCUAUUACAGGUUUUCUUCUUUCUUCAAAGCAGCAAACCUGGGCUGCUAUAGGGUGUUCUGUGAGUGUCCUGUUGUGUUGAAGGAAACAAAAUGCUCUGCUCCAACACUUCCCUGCAGCACCAGCUGUCGGCAGGAGGGGGGAGGAGUGGGGAGCACAGGGGCUCUGCUGCUGCUGGUACUGCUGUUGAGAUGACUCUGGGGGUCCUCACCUCCCAUUGCUCCCAACGGGAGCCCCGGUGUCAGGCGGCUCCUGUGUCAGCACAGAGCCCCACGGUAUUGCCUGUGGGGAACAGGGUACCUGUGUGGAGAGGAGUGGUAGAUGUCGGGGAAAGAGGCACUGAGGAAAGGUCUUCACAUUAAUUUACUCAUCUGUCAGCAUGGCUAACAGCUCAUCUUCUCCCAAAGAUGCCUGGUGGCUGCCCUGAGCCUGGGAGCCCUCAGCCCUGGCGGCUGGCCCUGAUCCGCUUUGUGCUGUUGCCUCUCACCGUGGCACCUCUGGGAGUUCCAGACUUUUCUGGUAGAGGAGCAGGUUUCACAUACCCCCAUUUUCCAGUAGAACUAGAGGCAGAUGAAUGUCCCUGAGGUCCUGGAUGGCUUCUGCUGUGGGAUAUGUCCCUGCCCAUACCAUUGCAGCAGAGGAAGGCUCAGGCCUGUGCCGCCCCCGCGGUGCUUCCCAGACCAUCUGCGCACUGGUAACGCUUCUGCAUCUUCAGGAAGAAGGUGGGGAAACCUCUUUUUGGCCCAGAUCUGCCCCUUGCUGCUCCUGAGAGGCCGUGCUUGCUUCCUGGCACUUCCUGCCCCGUCCCCAGCUGUGUGCCCGGCAGCUCUGUGGGACAAGGGCUCCCACAUCUCAGCCGUGUACCCAGCACAGGUCACUGCGCAGACACUUCACCCUGUGAACAUCACCAUGGCUCUGCCAUUGCUCCUCACUACUGGGUGCACCAGUCUGUUGCUCCAGAGCUUCUUUGUGCUUUCCUGAGUCUCCUCAGACCAGACUUUCAAGGGCUGGAGGGGCUUCUGAAGUGUGCUACUGCCACAGUUUUAAGAACAAAUGAAGUUUGAGCCUGAGAAAACAUUUUUCUAGUGCCUUACGCUUGUGAAUGUCACGGGAUGGGUAGAGCUGGGGUGGGACAGAGCCAGGAGCACCUUCAACAGCGUGGCUGCCAUCCACUCUGCCAUCUCCCUGUUCCCCUUGUGGGGCCAGGGCAAGCAGAGGCCAACAGACCAGCUCUAGCAGCGUGGGGAUGACGCUGCCGUUGAUCAUUUUUGAGCUCUGGGGUCAUAGGAACUGUGAGACCUGUUGCCAGGGUGAUCUGCCUUUGAGAGGAGCAGCGGCCUCAACUCUGCUGGAUGUGGAUUCAAAGGGAAAGAUGAAGCUGCUGUGGCUGCUGGCCCCUGUGGUGGGGCAGCUGGACAGUCGUUCCCAAGCGCACAAGUCAGGGUGAGUUUGCUGCUCUCCGCUGAGGCCACGGCGUUGCAUCUGCUGUAUUUAUACCGUGCUUUACUUCAUUUAAUACUUUGGUUGGCUGCAACGUUGCUGGGUUUGUAUAUUAAUAAAGAGGCAUU